AUGUUCCUGAAGAAAUUACUGCAAUUACUUUUUACUUCCGGGUUACAGUUCAUAUAUCAAGCGAAUAUGAGCUAGCCGCCUUUUUGUUAACGCCAUUAGUUUAACUAAGAAGAAACAGGAGCUAUUUCGUCGGGAAACAUCACAACAACGGCUAAGGUUGUUUUAACUCUGUGGCCACAAUGCAUGGACCAUGAUAAUGACGUCUCAAACAAGGGAUGUGGAUGGGAAACUUUCUGCCAAAAGCUAACUGCAACUACAAGUCAUCCCUUAGCAACCCUACCUGGAGUUUUUUUCAUCACAUAAUCCAUCAUGUCAUUACCAAAGGAGUCAGGAAACCGGGGGAAAGGUCGAGAGAGAGGGGCCCGUCCCAAGGUGAGACAGAGCCGCUCAGAGGAGAGACGAGACGCGGGCAGUGUACGGAAAGGUGGAAAGGGAAAGAAAAAAGGCCUUUCUACCCAUGAACCAGCAGCUGAGAGGCCUGUCAGUGAUGGCUUUGAGUAUGGCGAGCUGUUGAGUGACAUCGAGACCAGGGACAGAUCGUCCUCCUCUUCUCUGAAGGAGAGUUGUAAAUGGCAGGGUUUGGAAGCUGCUGCCUCAUUACUAGGACAAGAACGGGUAACAGCCAGGCCAGUACUGGGAACAGUUAGCUCUGCUACAGAGAUGCCUGGUGAAUGUGAGGGUAGAGGGUCAAGCGGCAGCCGCACUCCCUGGCAAAAAAUCCAAGAUGCAAUGGGACAGUGUUUCCCAAUAAAGACGCACAGUCCAGCUGCUCCAGCACCAUCUCCACAGGCUCUUUCAUCAUCUGCCGCCUCUGCCUCCUCGAGGCGCCUGAUCCAUCUCAGUGAGUUGAUGUUGGAUGACUGCCCUUUCCCUGUAGGAUCAGAGCUGGCUCAGAAGUGGUAUCUCAUUAAGCAACACACAGGCCCCAUUACCCAGCCUCCCGUGCUUGAUCCUGCAGUAGUGUGCAGUGCACCAACCUUAGCCAUGGCUGCUGUGGUGGAGGACGUGGAUGACCGGUUGCGAGAGCGCAGGCGCAUCAGCAUCGAACAAGGCGUUGAGCCACCACCCAAUGCAGAGAUCCACACAUUUGAGGUGACGGCCCAAAUUAACCCCCUCUACAAGCAUGGCCCUAAACUGGCUCAUGGUAUGAAUGAGUUAGCCGGGGCCGACAGAGCCUCCGUACAUCAGCAACAGCAGCUUCUUCUCCAAAGACAGCAGCAGCACCAGCUCCUUCUACAGAGCUGUUUGGACACUCUGGAUGAGGUGGUUGCCUCAGCCUCAGCCUCUGCCUCAACGUCAGCAUCAGCCUCAGCCUCAGCCUCAGCCUCUGCCUCUGCCUCUGCCUCUGCCUCUGCCUCUGCCUCAACAUCAGCAUCAGCCUCUGUCCACACCUGUGAUACUAUCCCCAAUCCUCUGGUUGACCAGGAGGUUACAGCGACCAACGUGCCAUCUAAGGCUAUACUUCCUCCGCCCAAAGAUCACAAAUCUCACGAUGGCUACCGCAUUCACACUCAGAUUGAUUACAUUCACUGUUUAGUUCCAGACCUGCUACCGAUCACCAACCUCCCCUGUUACUGGGGGGUGAUGGACCGCUACGAGGCAGAGACGCUGCUGGAGGGUAAGCCCGAAGGCACUUUCCUGCUGCGUGACUCUGCACAGGAAGAAUACCUCUUCUCCGUUAGCUUCCGCCGCUACGGCCGCUCGCUACAUGCACGCAUUGAACAGUGGAACCACAAUUUUAGCUUUGACGUACACGACCCCAAUGUCUUUCACGCUCCCACAGUUACGGGGUUGCUGGAGCACUACAAGGACCCAAACUCGUGCAUGUUCUUUGAGCCCCUGCUGUCCAACCCCAUCCAUCGGAUACAGCCCUUCACCCUGCAACAAAUCUGCCGAGCGGUCACAAGCAGCUGCACUACCUAUGAUGGCAUUAACAUGCUUCCCAUUCCAACUGCUUUGAAAAAGCACCUGAAAGAAUACCACUAUAAGCAGAGAGUACGUGUACGGCCAAUGGAUACCUGGUGGGAAUGAAGAGCAACAACAAAAACAUAGUGACUAAAAAUAACUACUAAAUGCAUUUUUAACACUCCCCGAACUGAACAAUGAGUCUUGUCAUUCACUCGAUCUGGCUGUGUUAACCUACACGGCAAUGUACUUAUUUAUUUUAUUCCAGCUAUACAUGUCUUAACAAUUGUACUAAACAACACUGAUGAGACUGUUUUUGUAAUCUCACCGAUCUCACUCACUCAGAAGUUCUUUAUGCUCAAAUUAAACACACUUAUUUAGAUCUGUGUUAUUCAGAGAACUACCCUCGCACAUCUUCUGUGUUUUCAAGUGUGACUAAAUCAGCUUAAUUAUCUGACAAUGGGGGAAGGUGUCUGAGUGUGAAUCGAGAUGAUUGUAAUAGAGUUGUUCAUCAGUCACGUGCUGAGAAGGUGGAAUACAUACUGACAAGGUUUUCUUCUUGUAA
This is a messenger RNA of Cottoperca gobio, 2470 nucleotides long. It is a transcript of the gene socs9, whose product is annotated as suppressor of cytokine signaling 9. The record is from RefSeq and is a predicted model, not a curated record. Gene Ontology annotation, biological process: phosphatidylinositol phosphate biosynthetic process; intracellular signal transduction. Gene Ontology annotation, molecular function: 1-phosphatidylinositol-3-kinase regulator activity. Gene Ontology annotation, cellular component: phosphatidylinositol 3-kinase complex. NCBI's taxonomy places the organism in Eukaryota, Metazoa, Chordata, Actinopteri, Perciformes, Bovichtidae.